UUGUUAUAAUACGGCACAGGAUACUUAUUGAUUAAAAAGUUUUUCUCUUCAACUGCCAACAACUGAAAAAGUGGUUCUAAGCUAAGCUUGCUUUGAAGUAGCAAAUUGUCAAGUGUUAUAUAUAAAGAAGGUUUUCAUUAAAGACAGUUAGAUAUUCCGGUCAGAGAAUAAACAACGCUGGAUCCAAUUUGGAUACUCUGCAAAAACUUGAAAUAGUGUCCUUGGCAAACUUGCGGAUAGGAUUCUCAUGAUUCAGUCUGCAUCCUCGGUUAAUAGCAACAGUAAUAAUGGAGCGAAUCAGGUGGUGGAUAUGAGUACUUCUCCCGGUGCUGAAACUCCUAUAGCGAAUGGUACUACAUUAACUUCCUUGGGUCCUGGUUCGAAUUCUGGGUCGCAAACGAGGAAGAUUACUCAAUUCAGCAAUAAACUUUAUAAUAUGGUAAACGAUUCCUCGACAGACUCUCUUAUCCGUUGGAGCGAGCGUGGUGAUUCAUUUUUCGUCAUCGGCCAUGAGGAUUUUGCAAAACUUGUACUUCCUCGAUAUUUUAAGCACAAUAACUUUUCAAGUUUUGUACGACAGCUAAACAUGUAUGGUUUUCAUAAAGUCCCACAUAUCCAACAGGGUGUUUUGCAAUCGGAUAGCCCCAACGAGCUGCUUGAGUUUGCGAAUCCCAAUUUUCAACGUGACCAACCAGAACUACUUUGUUACGUUACAAGAAAAAAGGGUGGCUCGCAAGCUUCUGACGAUGCUGCUAACUCACUCGAUAUGUCAACAAUCACAAUGGAGUUGCAGAACAUCCGUAGCCAACAAAUGAGUCUUUCAAGCGAGUUAAACCGAAUUCAAGUUGAUAAUGCCGCUCUUUGGCAAGAGAACAUCGAAACCCGAGAGAGGCAACGUCGACACCAGGAAACUAUAGACAAAAUUCUUAGAUUUCUUGCUAGUGUAUAUUUGGAUGGUAAACAGAAGCCAGCAAGCAAAGUCAUGCCCAAGAGUCGCAGACUUUUGCUGGAAGCCAAAUACCCCAAUUCGUCAGACCCGAAUGUUAACGCCAACCGAACUUCUCCUUUUGAUACAUCUUCCAAUACGAUGCCUACUAAUGCAGGGUUCGCUCCUUCCAACGGAAACCAGGAAAGCGAUACCGAUUUGCGUUUCCGAUCUAUGUCUGCUGGUCCUGCCUCGUCGAGCAAUAUUUCUAAAGCCAAAUCUGACACUGCAUCUCCCAAAAACGUUGACGCUCAUGAUUUUAUGAAUGAGUUAAAUUCACAAAGGAAGAAUUCCGUGGAGUCUCUCGCGAAUCCAGUAGAUUCCAGUAUCUCUCCAAAUGGGUCUCCAUCCACUGAAUUGCCCACUAACUCUAAUCAAGAUGAUGGUUUAGAGUCAAAAUUAUCCAAUACGGGUGAUAUUAUUAAUAUGCUUGACGAUGCCGGAACUGUGGACAAUGAAAACAUGAACAGGUUGUCACCUUUGCUGUUUGAUUAUCAAGAUUCGGGGUAUCCGACGAAUAUGGAUCCUCAUGAGCAAAAUCACAUACCAGCUUACGGUACCCAAACUGAUAGCUACCCUUCUACUGAGAGUGCUAUUACUAAUAGGUCAGCUUUGAAUCCUUAUUCAUAUAACGACUACUUGUCCAACAUGAACCCCUCUUAUAUGUCUUACCCAAACAAGGAACAGCUUACUAGUUUCUAUCCAGGUUUUGCUUCUGAUCAAAAACGAAUCGCAAAUGUAAAUGAUGGGAUUGCAAAGCAAGAUCAAAACAUCCAAGCUUUGGCUGAUAUACUAGGGAUCCCUCUUUCUGAUGUGAAAGGCGACUCUAACGGAAAUCCGGCCUUUGCUUCUUCUUCAUUAAACAACAAUUAUAAUUUACCUCUUUCUUCUGAUCUAGAGAGCGUGCUGAAUGUUGCUCCUAGUGAAGAAUCUUUUUCGGAAUCAAAUCCUGUUUUUGAUGAGUUUACGAACAUUUCUAAUUUGACUUCUCCAGAAGCUUCUACAAGUCAAGGUUUUGAUCCAAACAGUAUGACAUUGCCUGGGAUGCAGAAUUCUCAUUUGAAUACGCCUUCUCAAGUUCGUAAAAAAAGAAAGUCCAGUGUCGGUGUAUAAAGGGUUUUCUAAAAGGGGAUCUGUGGCUCUCUUUUGUGAGCACUUUUGUAAUUUAUAUUGAAAACAUGGGUUUUUAAUAAUGAGUCAUUGUUGUUGGUUUUGCUUUAUGAUUCUUUUUAUGAAGAAGUGAUGGUAUCUUGUUAAGUUGUUUUUUAUUUUUCUUUAUCAACUAAUAGUAUCUUGGUUUAGAGUGUAUUAAUGUUAUGAAUAUGUUCAUGAAGUGAUAUA
Schizosaccharomyces octosporus yFS286 is the source of this 2326-nucleotide messenger RNA. Its product is annotated as transcription factor Hsf1. Lineage: Eukaryota; Fungi; Ascomycota; Schizosaccharomycetes; Schizosaccharomycetales; Schizosaccharomycetaceae. The coding region runs from base 248 to 2098 and encodes 616 amino acids. Gene Ontology annotation, molecular function: DNA-binding transcription factor activity; sequence-specific DNA binding. The record is from RefSeq and is a predicted model, not a curated record. The transcript has 2 exons. Gene Ontology annotation, biological process: regulation of DNA-templated transcription.